AUGUCCUGGGUGAAGACUCAGGGCGGUGAGAUUGGACACAAUCUGAUCUAUGGUCUAUGUCCUGGAUACUCACUGAAACAGAAUCCAACCAGUCCCACCGACAGACAUUGGACUCUGCAGUCGUUGGUCGAAGGUUGCGACUACCUCGACCUGCCCAUCACGGUCAAUUCCUCGACGGCCUCCAUCACCAAGUCAUCCAAUGCCAAGACCAACAGUGAAGUUGUCGGUCGAAUCAUUGAGAGACUAUACAGCAACGAUUCAAAUCUUUUAGAGUUGAUGUGGAGUCUACGUAUCAUUGGAGAGAAUGCCAAUGAGAACGUUAAUCGAUGCGAGAAGAGGACUUAUGUUAAAUAUUGUGAUGAAGAAUAUACAGCACCAGAGAUAUUACCUUUGAAUGGAAACUCAUUGUCGCUAAUUGCACAGAGUCUUCAGAACAAUGGUAUCAUUCACUCACUUCAUAUCAAUGGAUAUGAGGGUUACCUUCGAAUGAGCUUCACACCAAACAUUGGUGAUCAAGAGGCCAGUGCACUUGCCAACAUGCUAUUGAAGAACAAGUCACUCACUCUUCUCAAUCUAAGCAUCAACGAAAUCACAGACACUGGUGCCAAAGCAAUAGCCUAUGCAUUGAAGUCAAACAGGACAUUGAAAUAUUUAUCAUUAUCCAAUAACUUCAUUGGAAAGGAAGGACUUGUGGCAUUGUCAGAGGCCAUAAGGGUGAAUAGGACAUUGGACUUUAUAGACAUCUCCAAUCAACUGUAUAAAAGCAGGAAUAUAAUCAACCUUGUACAUACCAACAUCGAAAGAACACUGAUAGGACUGCUGGAAGACACAUUGAAGCGAAAGUGUGAGCUGCUGGGCAUAUCGCACCCGAUCGAAAUCGAACGUCCAAUGCACCUGUCCAACACCAACAUUCACAACGUGUCGUUCCAGCAGCUGCCCUACUUCCACGGCUACCUGAUGAAAGCGAGCGCCGAGAAGAGACUGCGAUGCUUCAACACGCCAGGCAGCUUCCUGUUCUACCUCAACUACUAUGUGCCCAACUCGAUAUUCCUGGCGUACAUCACACAGCGCGACGGCGUCAACGAGAUUGUCCACCGCAUGAUACACCGCGUCCACUUUGGCUAUAGAUUCGUCAAUGGCGGCCUCGGCAACCAGGAGGAGUCGCGCGACGAGGUCAUGGAGGAGGAGUCGCUGUUCAACUUCCAGAUCAACAAUGGCAGCAACUCAAUGACGCACUCCAACAUCUACGACUACAACUACCGCUACCGUCCAAGAAGGAAGGGAUGUGGUCUGGUGAUACCGACACUGUUUGAGUUCUGCUCAUGGGCACUGGCCAACAGUCCACACUAUGAGGUCAUCCUAAAGGAUCUUAGCGAACGAAGCAGUCUGAUAGGUGAGCGUUUCCAGGACAUCCACGAUCUGGUGCCAUUGUGGGGUGCCAGGGAUGUCCAUCCAGUGGUCUCUCUACUGCACAACACCAAGCAGAGUAUCUCUAGGAAGGGUGUCUACUCUACACUGGCACAACUGUACAAGCUCAACAAAGGCAAACUUUCAUAUCCAGUCACAAGAGAUAACUAUCAUGCAUUGAAGUUAAAGAUCAAAAUACGAGAUGAUAACAACAACAACAAUAACGUCAACAACAUAUAG
This is a messenger RNA of Acytostelium subglobosum LB1, 1647 nucleotides long. RefSeq lists its product as hypothetical. NCBI's taxonomy places the organism in Eukaryota, Evosea, Eumycetozoa, Acytosteliales, Acytosteliaceae. Gene Ontology annotation, molecular function: protein binding. The transcript has 3 exons. The record is from RefSeq and is a predicted model, not a curated record. Bases 1 to 1647 code for a protein of 548 amino acids.